UUGUACUUAACUUCAUAUCAUAGUUUUAAAAAUUGGAAAAGCUCGUGUCUUACUUUAUUAAGUUUGAUACGUCUGCUGUUCUUUGCUACCUACUUACUAACUAUUGUUUCUAUUUUGAUGAAAAUACAUCUUUAAAAACAUUUUAGUGUUGUUUCAACUGUAUUCAGAAUGCCAUCUGACGCAAAAAAGAGACAGCUACAAAAAAAGAAAGAUGCAGCGAAAGCACGACAAAAUAUUAAACCAGCUGGAUCUAAAACUGACAGUAAUGGAGUAUCAAAUGGUGAAGACAAUGUUCCUAUUAGUGAAGAAGAAUUGCUCUGUAAAAAGUUAGAAGCUGAUGCAAAAUUAAAUGCUGAAGCUCGUGCUUGUACUGGUAGUUUAGCAUCUCAUCCCAGAUCUAGGGAUAUUAAGAUUGAUAAUCUAUCAAUAAGUUUUCAUGGUUGUGAACUAUUACAAGACACUAUGCUGGAGUUGAAUUGUGGACGUCGUUAUGGUUUAAUAGGUUUAAAUGGAAGUGGAAAGUCAACUCUACUAUCAGUAUUAGGAAAUCGAGAAGUGCCAAUUCCUGAACAAAUUGAUAUUUUUCAUUUGACUAGAGAAAUGCCAGCAUCUGAAAAAUCUGCACUCAAAUGUGUUAUGGAAGUGGAUCAAGAAAGAAUUAGACUUGAAAAACUUGUCGAUGAAUUAAUAGCAUGUCCUGAUGAUGAAUCACAAGAACAAUUAAUGGAUGUUUAUGAAAGAUUGGAUGACAUUAGUGCUGAUACAGCUGAAGCUAGAGCUGCUAAUAUUUUACAUGGUCUUGGUUUUAGUAAAGCAAUGCAAAAUCAAAAAACAAAAGAUUUUUCAGGUGGUUGGAGAAUGAGAAUUGCUUUAGCUCGAGCUUUGUAUGUCAAACCACAUUUGCUGUUACUUGAUGAACCUACUAAUCAUUUGGAUUUAGAUGCAUGUGUUUGGCUUGAAGAAGAAUUGAAAUCGUACAAGAGAAUUUUGGUUAUAAUAUCUCAUUCUCAAGAUUUUUUGAAUGGUAUAUGUACUAAUACUAUUCACUUGGAUAAAAAAAGGCUUAAAUCUUAUGGAGGUAAUUAUGAUGCGUUUGUGCGUACUAGAGAAGAACAACUAGAAAAUCAGAUGAAACAAUACAAUUGGGAACAAGAUCAGAUUGCUCAUAUGAAGAAUUAUAUUGCACGUUUUGGUCACGGAAGUGCUAAACUUGCCAGACAAGCUCAGAGUAAAGAAAAAACCUUAGCAAAGAUGGUUGCACAAGGUUUAACUGACAAAGUAACCAAUGACAAAUUAGUCACAUUUUAUUUUCCUUCGUGUGGAACUAUACCACCACCAGUUAUUAUGGUUCAGAAUGUGAGUUUCCGGUAUAAUGAUGAUUCACCUUAUAUUUAUAAAAAUCUGGAAUUUGGUAUUGACUUGGAUACUAGACUUGCAUUGGUAGGUCCUAAUGGAGCUGGUAAAAGUACUCUUCUGAAGUUACUUUAUGGUGAACUUUUCCCUACUGAAGGAAUGAUUCGUAAAAAUUCUCAUUUAAGAAUCGCCAGGUAUCAUCAGCAUCUUCACGAACUCCUUGAUUUGGAUUUAUCUCCUUUAGAAUAUAUGAUGAAUUCAUUCCCUGAAGUAAAAGAACGAGAAGAAAUGCGUAAAAUUAUUGGACGUUAUGGUUUAACUGGAAGGCAACAAGUAUGCCCAAUUCGUCAACUAAGUGAUGGUCAAAGAUGUCGUGUUGUAUUUGCUUAUUUAGCUUGGCAAACUCCUCAUUUGUUACUUUUGGACGAACCUACUAAUCAUUUAGACAUGGAGACAAUUGAUUCUUUAGCUGAUGCUAUUAAUCAUUUUGAUGGUGGAAUGGUUUUAGUUAGCCACGACUUCAGACUUAUUUCUCAGGUGGCAGAAGAAAUCUGGAUUUGUGAAAAUGGCAAAGCCACUAAAUGGCAAUCAACUAUCUUAGAUUACAAAGAACAUUUGAAAAAGAAGAUUUUGAAGAACAACAAUGACAGUGCUUCUAAUAAACGUUGAAAUAUUCAAAUACAUUUUUUUCUGCUUUCACAUCAUUGGAACAUUAUAAACAAAAACAAUAAAUACAAUUCAAUUUAUA
Molecule: messenger RNA, 2101 nt
Organism: Aphis gossypii (cotton aphid)
Lineage: Eukaryota; Metazoa; Arthropoda; Insecta; Hemiptera; Aphididae
Product: ATP-binding cassette sub-family F member 2
Exons: 13
Coding region: 169-2022 (617 amino acids)
Molecular function (GO): ATP hydrolysis activity; ATP binding
Source: RefSeq, a predicted model, not a curated record